AUGUGCCCUUGGCCCCCCGGGCAGGCCUGGGAGUGCAGGAGCCGUGCAGGGCACCUUGGCCAGGCUCGCAGUGACCUCGGCGAGAGCUGCACGGGCAGGAAGGACAUCGUGGCCAAGAGCAAAUCUAAAUACAUUCUGGUGAGGAUGAAAAGUGCGGCUGAGACGGGCUACUGUUUCAACAUCAGGAGGCUCCGACUGCAGGAGAAACUGGUCCUGCUGAGAUACGAUCCCAUUGCAAAACAACGUGUCCUCUUCACCGAGAAGAGAAAAAUCCGCUCUAUCUGAACCAUGACUGGGCUUGAUUUAUGUAUGAGGAGAGGACAGUUUGGGGGGAGGAUGGGGUGAAUGCUGAUUCAGAAAUCCAGCAACAGGGACUGAAAAGAGAGGAAAUGAACUGGGAUCACCAUCUCCUGUGAUUUGAAGGCCAUUGUGAAUAAAACAAUGUAGAGAGAGAAAAUUCUUAAUGUCUGGACAUAGAUCAUCACAGUAACAUUUAUUUAUCUUUUGAGUUAUUUUUGCAGUACUCCAUUAAAAAAAAUUAAAUAGCAAA
This is a messenger RNA of Chaetura pelagica (chimney swift), 550 nucleotides long. RefSeq names its product mitochondrial ribosomal protein L33 (gene MRPL33). NCBI's taxonomy places the organism in Eukaryota, Metazoa, Chordata, Aves, Apodiformes, Apodidae. The transcript is spliced from 4 exons. The record is from RefSeq and is a predicted model, not a curated record. Gene Ontology annotation, cellular component: mitochondrion. Gene Ontology annotation, biological process: translation. Bases 1 to 285 code for a protein of 94 amino acids.